CAGAAGUGUGAGGAGGUGAGGGUGAGGGGGUGGAGUGGAGUGGAGUGGAGCGCUGGUAUAAAACCAAAGCAACAGAAGGAACAGAGACUCAUCGUAAACUGGAGGCUGAUGUGAACACUGAGUCUGAGGAGAGAGAAGAAGAAGAAGAAGAAGAGACUUUUCUUCAGUCGGUGAAGACUUGGAGGAGAAAAGACCAUGUUGUGGUUCUUGGUCCUGACCUGUGUGCUGUCCAUGGGAGGACACGUCACUGAGGGACAGAGAGAUGGAGAAAUUAUCAGCCAGAUUAAAAUGACAAACAUUGCACUGGCCGAGAUCAAGGAGCUUCUAAAACAGCAGAUUAAAGAGAUUGUAUUCCUGAAGAACACAGUGAUGGAGUGUGAAGCGUGUGGUAUGGGAGGGAUGCAGCCUCGCCCUUCCUGUGUCCCCAACCCCUGCUACCCCGGGGUCAGGUGCAGGGAGUCGGUUAAUGGUGUAGCGUGUGGACCAUGUCCAGAUGGUAUGGAGGGUAACGGUACCCACUGCACUGACGUGGAUGAGUGUACUGUGAUGCCAUGUCACAUGGGUGUGCGCUGUAUUAACACUGCACCAGGUUUCCGCUGUGGUUCCUGUCCUGCUGGAUACACUGGUCCCCAGGUCCAGGGCGUGGGUCUGGCCUACGCCACGGCCAACAAACAGGUCUGCAGAGACGUUAAUGAAUGUGAAGGACUCAACAAUGGAGGCUGUGUGGAAAACUCCAUCUGCAUGAACACACCAGGCUCCUUCAGGUGUGGUCCCUGUAAGACUGGCUACGUUGGCGACCAGCGUCACGGGUGUAAACCAGAGAGAGCCUGUGGGAACGGCCAGCCCAACCCCUGCCACGCCAGUGCAGAGUGCAUCGUUCAUCGAGAGGGUGAAAUCGAGUGUCAGUGUGGAGUCGGAUGGGCAGGCAACGGUUACCUCUGUGGUUCUGACAUCGACAUCGAUGGUUUUCCAGAUGAGAGGCUAGAGUGUCCUGAGAGGACCUGCAACAAGGAUAACUGUCUCACAGUCCCUAACUCUGGACAAGAAGACGCAGACAGUGAUGGAAUUGGAGAUGCCUGUGAUGAAGAUGCAGAUGGAGAUGGAAUCCCAAACAUGCAGGACAACUGUGUGCUGGUGCCUAACGUGGAUCAGAGGAACAUCGAUGAGGACGACUUCGGCGACGCCUGCGAUAACUGCCGUGCGGUGAAAAAUAAUGACCAAAGAGACACAGACGUGGACAAGUUCGGUGAUGAGUGUGAUGAAGACAUUGACGGUGAUGGGAUUCCCAAUCACCUGGAUAACUGCAAGCGGGUUCCCAACGUCGACCAGAAAGACCGAGAUGGAGACAACGUUGGAGACGCUUGUGACAGCUGUCCUUAUGUGCCAAACCCUGACCAGAUGGAUGUGGACAACGACUUGAUUGGUGAUCCAUGUGACACCAACAAAGACAGUGAUGGUGACGGUCACCAGGACUCCAGGGACAACUGCCCAGCUGUCAUUAACAGCUCUCAGCUGGACACAGACAAAGACGGCAAGGGAGACGAAUGCGAUGAUGACGACGACAACGACGGCAUCCCAGACCUGCUGCCUCCAGGUCCAGAUAACUGUCGUCUGAUCCCAAACCCCCUGCAGGAGGACAUUGAUGGUAAUGGCGUGGGAGACAUUUGUGAAAAGGAUUUCGACAACGACACCAUUGUGGAUCCCAUCGAUGUUUGUCCAGAAAAUGCUGAGGUGACUCUGACUGACUUUAGAGAGUACCAGACUGUUGUUUUAGAUCCAGAAGGAGACGCACAAAUUGACCCCAACUGGGUGGUCCUGAACCAGGGAAGAGAAAUAGUCCAGACGAUGAACAGUGAUCCUGGGUUGGCUGUUGGUUACACGGCAUUCAGCGGAGUGGAUUUUGAAGGGACGUUUCAUGUGAAUACGGUAACAGACGACGAUUACGCAGGAUUUAUCUUUGGCUACCAGGACAGCUCCAGCUUCUACGUGGUCAUGUGGAAGCAGGUGGAGCAGAUCUACUGGCAGGCGAACCCUUUCAGAGCCGUGGCAGAGCCAGGCAUCCAACUCAAGGCCGUCAAGUCAAACACAGGCCCAGGGGAGAAUCUGAGGAACGCCUUGUGGCACACGGGGGACACCAGUGACCAGGUGAAACUCCUGUGGAAAGAUGCUCGUAAUGUCGGCUGGAAGGACAAAACCUCCUACCGCUGGUUCCUCCAACACCGGCCCGCUGACGGCUACAUCAGAGUCCGUUUCUAUGAGGGUACGCAGAUGGUGGCGGACACGGGUGUCAUCAUAGAUGCUACGAUGAGAGGAGGCCGACUAGGAGUCUUCUGCUUCUCUCAGGAGAACAUCAUCUGGGCCAAUCUGCGUUAUCGCUGUAACGACACCAUUCCUGAGGACUUUGACACCUACAGAGCCCAGCAGGUCCGGCUGGUGUCCAGAUGAACACGGGGACGACUUCUGAGCCAGCAGAGAAAUUCAGGGAACACUUUUAAAUGCACAACUAUCUCAUGAGAAAGAAAGAAACCUGUCUUCUGUGAAGUGAGAGGAGGACAGUUUGAAGACGCUCCAAACUGGCGUCACAGAAGAGGAAACUGACCAGCUGUGAAAACUCUUCAGAAGAAACUUGUGAUGUGAAAGUCAUCAGAAAAAUGUCAGAAGUCUGUGUGAAACGGCAACUUUUCACCAUUUGUAUUUUAUCACUUGAAUUGUAUACUUUGUAGAAGAAGAAGAAGCUAAACUAUCAUGAAGUUAAUAAAGGUGGAUUUUGAUUAA
Molecule: messenger RNA, 2775 nt
Organism: Cynoglossus semilaevis (tongue sole)
Lineage: Eukaryota; Metazoa; Chordata; Actinopteri; Pleuronectiformes; Cynoglossidae
Gene: comp
Product: cartilage oligomeric matrix protein
Exons: 19
Coding region: 196-2445 (749 amino acids)
Biological process (GO): cell adhesion
Cellular component (GO): extracellular region
Molecular function (GO): calcium ion binding
Source: RefSeq, a predicted model, not a curated record